Molecule: messenger RNA, 4278 nt
Organism: Corythoichthys intestinalis (scribbled pipefish)
Lineage: Eukaryota; Metazoa; Chordata; Actinopteri; Syngnathiformes; Syngnathidae
Product: ras-related protein Rap-2a
Exons: 2
Coding region: 547-1098 (183 amino acids)
Biological process (GO): Rap protein signal transduction; negative regulation of cell migration
Cellular component (GO): plasma membrane
Molecular function (GO): GTP binding; GDP binding; GTPase activity
Source: RefSeq, a predicted model, not a curated record
GGACAAAAGAGCAAGAAAGUGCUUUCAUUCGGCCGAGAGACUCCGUCCUACACUAUGGCGGCUGAAAUUUAGUUGGAAAGCAAUGGAACCAUUCCUAAGAUGCUGUAAUAGGUUUUUUGAAAUCAUAAUUUUUUGUUAAAGUGUCGAAAUAGCGCCCGUAGCUAUUUCCGGGUUCGCUUCUAACCCCGCGCGUGCGCUUCUUAAUUCUUUAUUAUUUAUUUUUCUUAGAAAGGGGGCAAGUCCAGGCAUUUCCCCAUCAGCGUCUUCCAUGGAGCAAGUUUGUUUUUUGUGUCAAAGGCUGAGCUUAAAUCCAUGAAAAGCGGCGCCGUUUUGGUCCCGUCACCAUCCAGUUGACAAUACUGGCGGCCGUAUAGCCGUCGGCGCGUGGUCGUGCGUUGUUGGGGGGAGGAAUUUCCACAAUGAAGCCCGUGUCGGAGCACCGGGUCUUUGUGCUGUGAGCCGAACUGACCGUGUUAUAAUUGCCAACAACCGCCAGAAAAUGGUGAAGGUUGAGAUUUCCAGCUACUUUUCCAGUUGAAGCCAACGAUGCGUGAGUAUAAAGUGGUGGUCCUGGGCAGCGGCGGGGUCGGCAAGUCCGCCCUCACGGUCCAGUUCGUUACCGGGACGUUCAUUGAGAAGUACGACCCCACCAUAGAGGACUUCUAUCGAAAGGAGAUCGAGGUGGACUCUUCGCCAUCGGUCCUGGAGAUCCUGGACACCGCCGGUACCGAGCAGUUCGCCUCCAUGCGGGAUCUGUACAUCAAAAACGGACAGGGCUUCAUUCUGGUCUACAGCCUGGUCAACCAGCAGAGCUUUCAGGACAUCAAGCCCAUGCGAGACCAGAUUAUAAGAGUCAAAAGGUACGAGAAGGUCCCAGUCAUCCUGGUGGGUAACAAGGUGGACCUGGAGAGUGAGCGGGAAGUAUCGUCCAGCGAGGGCCAAGCGCUAGCCGAAGAGUGGGGUUGCCCCUUCAUGGAAACGUCGGCCAAAAGCAAAACCAUGGUGGACGAACUGUUCGCCGAGAUCGUGCGACAGAUGGACUAUGCCGCCCAACCUGACAAGGAUGACCCCUGCUGCUCAUCCUGCAAUAUACAAUAGCCAUCGAGGUUACGGCAGAGAGACACGGACACGCACUUGGCAAGAUCUCACACACACGAGCACGUGGAAAUUUAAUGAAGGAUUUGAAUUCUUAAUUUCAAAAGACAUUUUUCAUGAUGUGAUAGGAAAAAAACUAAACCCUCGCCUUAUGUUGCUCUCCACCUUUUUAGUCGUCAUCAGCAAAGAAUUACACCGCGGGACCUUCAUUUUUCAAAGUUAGGAUUCUUAAAAUUUACUUUCAUGCUGAAUUUACUGUGACAGUGAAACCACACCCACAAUAUUGCGGAUGUCUUUGCUUCAAAUGUGAACAAAGAUUUGAAUUUGUGUACAUUUUGUGGAGUGCUUUUUUUGGGAGGUUUUUUUCUACUCAUCGCCGGGCUGAACCAAAGAGGUGACCUGAAAGCAUUUUAUCUAGCAUUUUCCAAUACUGUAAAGAAACAGUCAACAUAAAUGGCAGCGUCUUCCAUUUUUUUUUUUUUUUUUUUUUUAACUCAUUGGCCGUCAUUGACGGUUAAGAAGUCCAAUCUAUUUGCACAGCUAAAAUGGAUCGUAUGUCUUAUCACGUCAGUGACAGUGAAACGUGAUCAUUCGCGUAAAAUGAUUAUCAUUACCUUUGAACAUAGUCUUGGUAUUUUGUCAAUUCAGCAGUUGUUAAAAAAACUCAGACAUAUUUUUGUUAAAGUCGAGAUGCCAACAUACUCAUACCUUCUUGAAACGGCGGUGUAUAUAUUUUGUAUGGUAAGUGCCAGCUAAACACAUGUAAUUACCAAGAAAAUGCAUGGCUAGGAAAGAAGAAUAAAGCACUCGUAUUGUUUUGGAGAUGAAUAUAAGAACAAACAAAUGAAGGUUUAAAUCCCGGAUGCUAUAUUUUUUCUAAUUCACAAUUUUACCCCCUUGUGUAACCAUGAAAAGUUUCAUUUCUUAACUUCCUCUUCUUAUUAUGUUAAUAUUUCACACCCAAGUAAUAAAAGUGCGUCCAACGCUUGGAUUGACAGCUUUUAUGCGACAAGCUGUGUUUUAUUGUAGAAUCUUAAUGUAUGAAUGCUUCCAAAUGUCAUCCGGUGGAGUUGGAAUGCCACAAUACCUUUGAUGCUGCCUUUCUCUGUCACAGGUGUUUAUUCCCCAUUCCUCAUUCCAUCUGGCCUUGGCACACCACCCUUAUAAUUCCCCUGCUAGACUACCCCGGAGUCUUUUGAAUGCACUUAACUCCAAUGAAGUCAACACUCACCUUCUUCUAAACUUACUAAUAAUCAGAUAAGUACGUAAUUUUAGUUUUUUUUUUUUUUACUGAAAUAUUAUGCACUGCUAGUCUGUAAAAGCUAAGAAAUAUUAAGUAUAUUUUUUUGUUUUAAACAUUAAAGUUUCACAUCACCUUAGAUGUUGCGCAGAUUUAGAGCGCCUGCAGUAUGGGAAUAAGAUCAAAACUAAAUCAUUAAAGUUAUCAUUAACUUUGUAUAUGUUAAAUGUCAUCACUGCUUAUAUUCACCAUUAAUCCACUUUUAAUCAUUCAACAUGUUUAUAUGAAAGUUUAGUACAAAAUAUUUUUCUAACAUAAUAAAUAAGAACAGAUUUGUAGUUUGGCAGGGGGUUCUAAUUGAACACUUGCGUUAUGUCAUUCGCACAUAAUUUUCUUUCCAUUUAACUUUAGCUUCAAUAUCCUUAUUACUAGGUUACUUUUAUACAAAAUCCUAAUGAGGGAGACCUUGUGGGUGUUCACAACUAGGAGUGGGAACCUCUUGGUACAUCACGAUAAGAUACGAUUUGCUAUACAAAGCUCACGAUAACGAUGAUCUGACAAUAUGGCGAUACAACAAUUAUCGAUACAUUGAUCAGAUAAUCUAAUUCUAGGAUACUCUACAAACAACUAAUAAACAGAAAAACAAGCUUCUGUUGUGAGUUGGAAUGAGUUUAUCACUAAUAGACGUCCAAUGCAUUUGAACCGGGAGGGUUCACUUCAAACGGAUUGAACGUCGAUGGCCGUCAGUGGCAGCCAGUGCCACGCAAUAAGGUAACUUUGGGCCAUUUAAGAUAAUUUUCCCGUUGAUUUUCAGUUACUUCCUGUUGAUUUUGGGGUAUUUUAUGGGUUUAUUUCCUGUUUAUUUUGAGUUGCAGAACAGGAAGUGACAUGGAAAUCACCCAAAUGAAUAGGCAGUGACUCAAACUCAACAGGAAAUGACCUGUAAAUGCCCUAAAAUGAACAGCAAGUGACCUGUAAAUGCCCCGAAAAUCAGACUGAAUGACUGUGAAUGCUCUGGUUUUGAAUGAACAAAAGUUCCCAGUCUAAAUGGAUUGGGCGUCGAGCACCCCCAAUGGCAGCCUUAGAGUUAACUAAGACACUAAUAUGGUGGAAGAUUUUGGUAGCAACUUGUUGGUUCCUUUUUUUUUUUUUUUUUUUUUUUAAACAAACAAACAAACAUUGACACUUUUUUGAAACGCUCUCGAUUCUUGGCAGGAGCAUACCGAUAACCUUUUGGGAUACAAAGUAUCACGAUAUAUCACCAUUUCGAUAUUUUGUCACACCCCUAUUCACACCACAAACAAUUUCAGGCAUGAAAAUCUCUCACCUUUCGGCGAAAUUCGCCGUUUUGAAGUAAAAAAGGAUGACCUACGUGAAUCGUGUAGAUCCGAGCAGAAUUUUUUUAAGGGGGUGGGGGUGUAGGCAUGUGCCGGUUACCUUCACGGUUUACCAUGCUAUGAAAACGUCGCGGUUACAAAACCACUAAAAUUUUCCGUCAUACAGUAGUACGUAUUCGUUAUUUUUCAUGUGUCGAAAAUGCAGCCAUAAGUGGCUUGGCGCAGUGGCUGGCGCGGCAACGCUUACCCCUUUCCGUUUGAUGCUGCGUGUGUCAGUGACGCUAUUCCAGCAAACCCAAAAACAAACACUCCAAACACAAGGCGUAAAUUCUUCAAUUUAUUGAUCUCUCAAAUCGUGGUAACUGAAAUAUACCAAAUAAAUACAUUUAAAACGUUGUACAAUCGUAUUUUUCCCCGUGUGAGUAGCUUCAACAGUUAAACUUCAUGAAAAAGUUCGCCAAAAACAAAACACACAUUUUCCUUUCAAAUUCAAUACACAAAGUUACUAAAAACUUACAAAGACGAAUGAUAGACAAGGCUUAGCUAGGAGAGCAACUUCAUUGAAGUUAAUCACAGCCGCUGAGAGAGAAACAAGUUUGUAUGCGG